AUGCUAGAAAGUGUCUCAAGUACAUCAUUGGUGGUUCUUGUUGAUGAUCCAAAAAUCAACAACCAGUUAGCAGAGUUUAUGCUUCAAGUACAAGAAGGUUUGACACAAGGAUCAUCGCAAAGAGAAGUGAAUACACCCAAAGGAACUUUGGUUUUAAUAUCCAAUGAAAAAGAG
This is a messenger RNA of Paramuricea clavata, 174 nucleotides long. The record is from the annotation of a GenBank genome assembly. Lineage: Eukaryota; Metazoa; Cnidaria; Anthozoa; Malacalcyonacea; Plexauridae.